Peronospora matthiolae is the source of this 1164-nucleotide messenger RNA. Lineage: Eukaryota; Oomycota; Peronosporomycetes; Peronosporales; Peronosporaceae. The record is from the annotation of a GenBank genome assembly.
AUGGACACCACUACGCAACGAGGUGCGAGUACUUCUGUCGGCACAUCGCAGGAAGAGCGGGACCGCAGUGUCUUGCGUCUCGCUCCUGAGAAGAAGUCGUGGAUGCCUCCCAAAUCCGUCAUGGAUCACUUGUCGGCGACGACGAGUGAUCGUUAUCGAACACGGUUGUUCGAUUCGUCAAGGAUCCAUCACCCUGACCUCAGCGCGAAAAACUAUCGCGCUGAGAAUGAUUUCUUCAUCGAUGCUUUCUUUAAACAUCGAUGGUACAGUGGGAAUCACAAACGUGAUGGUCCCUCACUACUUCAGGCGUGGAACGCCUACAUCCAUAACCUCGAGGAUGUAGGUCGUGACGCUUGGAACGACAAACUUAUCAAAGCUCGUGAUAAGUUUGAAAAGCGAACCCCGACAGGUGCACGCUACAAGCUGCAUCGUCUGUCAAGGGAGAAAGGAUUACCCUGCCUCUCUUGGGGAGACUCGUGCCCAUGUUGUGUGAACAACUCUGCACGAGCACCUAAGGAGGCUUACCUCCUUACCAGCCCGUGGUGGCGCGUAUGUGUCUCUACUGAGAUGUACGAAGGGAUUGACAACCUGAAAUCCCUUUACAACCGUGCCGGGAAGACUUUCUCUGGCGGUCCUUCUGUGGCACAGGAUGUGCCGCGUCGUAAUGCUCAACCAGACCCAGUACGUCGAUCAUCAGUUGGGAACGGGGCUCCCAAGUAUCCCAGGACGGGGGAUAGCCGCGCCACCGGACGAGAUAACUCGUCCGACGCCCGUUCACGUCGCGGUGGUUCAACAGCUGCUCAACUAGAUAGCGCUGGCCACCGCGAGAGUCCUCUAAUGGAGGUGGAGGAGGAGGAAAGACGCUCUCCACACGAUCAUGUGGAUCGGUGUGUUCCCGAGAGCUUCUUUGAUCGCGUAACGCAAGGGUUACGCGACGAUCUCGAACAUGAGCGGAAUAGGCGUCUCCAAAUGGCGGACACUGCCUCGAAGCAUCGAGCUGAGUUUGCCUUUGCUCAGCUUGAGAACGAGAGAGCUUUGACAUCUCUUCGUGACGAGCUAAGGGUAGCUCGUGGGAUUGUUGAUCGGUCUCGGGCUGAGAUAACUGCUCUUCAGACCCUUGUUAAUAUCCACCAUCGGGAGCACAAGGCUCUGCGAGAUGCUUGA